Molecule: messenger RNA, 2424 nt
Organism: Pocillopora damicornis (cauliflower coral)
Lineage: Eukaryota; Metazoa; Cnidaria; Anthozoa; Scleractinia; Pocilloporidae
Biological process (GO): proteolysis
Molecular function (GO): serine-type endopeptidase activity
Source: RefSeq, a predicted model, not a curated record
UGAGGGCGGAUCGUAUAACUGCAGCUGAUAAAGCGAUGAGAUAGUUCAUGCUAAGACAUUUGAAAGUACACUCAGUGAGAGAUUAAGACAGCUUUGUUUACUUCCCAGCUGGUGGGAGAAUAGCUGUUAACAAGAAACGCUGCACGGCGGAGGAAUAAUGUUGGCAUUUUUUGUGUGGAGCCUCGCUGUAUCUUCUGUGAAAGGAUUCGAAAAAGCAACUGGCCCUAGCAACCGAACCUGUGAGUCCGUGGUAAGGGAACUUGUUCAUUCCCGUCCCCUCCAUGUGGCAAUCCGACAUUGUUGUAACUACUCUAGGGUUACUUAUGACUGUGUCAAUGGCUACAAGCAAGUGGAGGGAGACAGAGUGAGGCGCUGCUUUGAGGGCAAACUACAAGGGAGGGAGCCAAAAUGCAGAUUCCCAAAAGUAACCAGCUGUGGUAACCCGGGAACGAUUCGUCACGGUUACUUCAUUGGAUCUGAUUUCAGUGUUGGUAAGACUGUGAAAUACAGAUGCAGCCGCGGUUUCAAAUUGCGUGGACCAGUGGUCAGUGUUUGCAAGAACCAUGGGAUAUGGAGUAAGCGACCUGAGUGCAUCGACAAAAAAGUGAUGGAUGUGGACGAAGCCACCGCCUUUAUUCGUCACAGUCUUUUAGACAAUUACUUCAAGCAUCUGUGCUCAUCAAACGAUUCAUGUUCCGAGGUUCAUUCCAAUUCCAGAACACGUCGUUCGCUUGAUCUCGAUUACAAUGGAGGUCUGGAUGUGAUUUUCUUAGUGGAUGUAUCUGAUGGAGUCACCAAGGAUGACUACAAGAUUGGACUCAAAUUUGCUCAAGAACUCAUCAGAGUUCUAGCAGCAACUGUGAUGCGCGGGGAUAUUCGUAUUGCAGUUGUCUCGUACAACAGUAAACCAUAUACUUUCAUGAAUUUCGCGUCUCCGUCCGACAGAGUGAUAAAAAAGAUUGGUGGUAUCAAGAAAUCAGGGGGUUGCGGUACUUCCCUCGGUAGGGCCAUGUACAUGACACGGCGAAGGCUGGUCCCUAAUACUCGGACUAAUAGCAAUAAGGCCAUGUUUAUCAUAAGCAAUGGACUAUUGAACAUGGGAACAAGCCACCCAAAGGCGUCGCGUUUAUUGGAGAGCGAGAAAUCUUUUCAGAUCUUUUCCAUUGCUGUCGGCAAGAGUCCCAAUACGCGGCUUUUGUCGUCUGUUGUCUCGCAGCCUGAGAAGAGCCAUCUUAUAUUUCUGAGAUAUUACGGUGACGUUUUCGAUGCUGUACGGCGAACCGUGUCAAGGAACAAAAAGGAUCCUAGCGAAUGUGGUGUAAGUGUGACCAAACCAAGAGCUCGCAAUGUGCGGGGCAAUAGGGCGACAAGUGGUGUAUGGCCUUGGCAAAUUAGCCUCCACUGGAACGGGGGUGCAAAGAUCUGCAGUGGAGCUCUAAUCAGCAAGGAGUGGGUCAUCACUGCGGCACAUUGCUUUUACUCUAAAACAUGGAGAGCCGUCGUGCGCCCUGCUUCCAAAUACACCAUAAAAGCUGGGGGCCACCAUCUUGGAGACAGAAGAAUCAGUCCGGAACAAGUCAUUGAAGCCGCUAAAAUUCACAUACACGACAACUACAAGAGGCAAAGCCAUGAAAACGACAUUGCGCUCAUUAAACUAAACCGAAAAGUCAAGUUUGGAAAGUAUGUGAGUCCCGUAUGCUUGCCUGCAGAGCAUAAUGACUUGGCAGCUCCUGGAAAACACGGCUUUGUCGCUGGAUGGGGUGAAAAACAAACUCAAGCGAAGCAAGAUAAGAAAUCCUCAAAACAUCGGAAGAGGGGCCGAAGCAAAGUGACGGUGCAUGUCGCCCUGGAGGUAUCCCCUAAUAAAGCUUGUGGUAAUAGCACCCGUCAGGCAUUUAACAGGACAGUCAUGUUUUGCGCCGAACACAAUAAGGCGUGGCAACAUUCUUGCCGAGGUGAUGGUGGGGGACCAUUUUUGCGCGAGAACUAUGAUUCAAAAACCAGAGGCUAUCGAUGGACCGUCGCCGGGCUGGUGAGCUGGGGCGAGGGAUGCGGGGUAAAAGGUCGUUACAGUUUUUUUACCCGGGUGACUCCGUAUUUCGGGUGGAUAUUGGAGACAACGAAUCCACCGAAAAGAAGAGGCAGACACCCGCGAAAACGACAAAACUGAUUUGAAUGAACAAAGACAAUUUAAUUUUGUUUCUGAUAUGUUGUGGGUCGAAGAUAGAAAAAGAAUACCAUAAUUAAAUGUGGCGACAACAACUUAAGAGGAAGAGUAAAAAUGUCGAUAAGUUUGGUGACAUCAGAACAUUCCCUUGUAUAAACUUUACGAAGUACUACUUUGCCGUAGUAUUCAAUACUCAAGACAUAAAGAAGUCCGGAUUAUGAAACCAGAAGAAUAAAAUACGAAAGAAGGAAUCGAAA